Messenger RNA from Elaeis guineensis (African oil palm), 1072 nucleotides. Its product is annotated as B-box zinc finger protein 32. Gene Ontology annotation, molecular function: zinc ion binding. The record is from RefSeq and is a predicted model, not a curated record. Lineage: Eukaryota; Viridiplantae; Streptophyta; Magnoliopsida; Arecales; Arecaceae.
AGUGGUCCUCUUCCUUCCAAACCCUCCUCCCUCCUCUUCGGGAUCUCUUCCCAAAACUAGCUCUAUUCGUUUCCCUGCGAUCCCGUUUCCCCCGCCCCGUAUAUCUCUCUCUCUCUCACACUGGUUAAAUUUAGAUUUAGAAUUAGGGCUUAAGGUUAGGGCUUGUUCGGGCGGUGGGGAUGAAGGGGCGACGGGCCUGCGAGCUGUGCAAGGGCGGCGCCGCCGUCUACUGCGAGGCGGACGCGGCGUUCCUCUGCUGGCCCUGCGACGCUGGCGUCCACGGCGCUAACUUCCUCGUCGCCCGCCACCUCCGCCGGAUCGCCUGCGCCGAAUGCCACGCUCUCGACGACGCCCGCGUCCUCUUCGGUGCCGGAUCCCCCCCGAUCCGCUCCCUCUGCCGCUCCUGCAGUCGCGCAACCGGUCCCUCCUUCUCCGACGCCGCCUCAUCGUCGGACUCCUCUUGCGUCUCCACCGCCGACUCGGCGGUCUCGGAAUCAGCCCGGAGAGGAGCGGCGGCUGUGGAAGGCGUUCUUAUAAAUUGGAGCCGAAGGAUGGGGCUGGGGGACCAAGGCGCGAGGCGGUGCGCGGCGGUUGCGACGCGCGUGCUGUGCGCGUGCUCGGGUAAAAUGGCGGUUACGACCCUCCGGGUUAGCCUGGCGGCCGCUCUCUGGUUCGCCGUGAAGCGGUGCGGCAACGGAGGUCGCACGUGCGAAGGGGCGAGGCUGAGGGCAUUGGAAGCGUGUGCUGGUGUGCCCGCGAAGCUUAUCGUGGUCGCUGAGUCGAGGCUCGCUCGUGCCGCGAGGCGAGCCCGAGUCGGGGAGGAGCAGGAGGGAUGGGCCGAGUGCUGGUGAAUAAGAGAAAACUCUUUUGAGUCAGGGAUUUUCUUCUGGCAUGCGUGAGUUUUUUUUCUUCAAAAAAAAGUAUUCUAGGAGAUAUCUUUGUAGUGUUGUAUAUAUGGCUUUUCCUUUGUCUGUUUUUUUCGGUUGUUAAGAUGUAUUAAAAAAAAAAUCUGAAGACUAACAUGUAUUAGAGAUGAUAUUUGCUUGUUAAUGAUAGCUUUUUGUUUUUUGUA